This is a messenger RNA of Rhizophagus irregularis DAOM 181602=DAOM 197198, 605 nucleotides long. RefSeq lists its product as uncharacterized. NCBI's taxonomy places the organism in Eukaryota, Fungi, Glomeromycota, Glomeromycetes, Glomerales, Glomeraceae. The record is from RefSeq and is a predicted model, not a curated record.
AAAUCUUAAAUUUCCUAAAUGAAUUCAAAUAACCAAAAUACACAAGAUUAUUGUAAUUUACAAACUGAUCAAACUGGAAAUAGUCCUUCUCCUCAACAAAUUCCUAAUAAUAAUAAUAACAAUGAAAACAUCCAACAUACUUUAAUUAACAAUGUUGGAGUAUCUAAUAUGAAUUUAAACACCUUGCACGUUAAUACUAUUAAUUCUACGACUCUUGCGCCUCAUAAUAUUAUAUUUGAAUUUUAUUAUCAUUUACCAAAUGAUGCUCGUAUCUAUCGUGUUACUUAUUCUGAAUUAAACCCAUCAGAAAAUGUUCAACUCUUGAAUAAUGGAAUUAAUCGUAUUCCUGAUUACCUAUUGACGCAUCAUUAUAAUGUACAAUCUCAAAUUCAACAACAGAUUCAGCAACAAGUCCAACAUUCUAUCAUUUAUCAACAAAAUAGCAUUCAACAACAAUCUUUCGACACUACUCAACCUAUUCCCCAAGUAUACUCAACUAGUGACACCUAUAAUGCAGCAGUAAACGGAACUGUUUCUUAUGAUAUGCAAGAUAUGGGAGAUACGGGAUUCCAGAAUUCUUCCUAAGGUCUUCAAGUCUAAAAAGU